Messenger RNA from Exaiptasia diaphana, 3613 nucleotides. RefSeq names its product low-density lipoprotein receptor-related protein 12. Gene Ontology annotation, molecular function: protein binding. Lineage: Eukaryota; Metazoa; Cnidaria; Anthozoa; Actiniaria; Aiptasiidae. Bases 832 to 3033 code for a protein of 733 amino acids. The transcript is spliced from 14 exons. Gene Ontology annotation, cellular component: plasma membrane. The record is from RefSeq and is a predicted model, not a curated record.
GUCAUUUUUCAAAAUUGCUGUCACUUUUAUUGACCUUCUUUGACUUUUCAAUAUGGUUACUUCCCGGUCAAAUGUGAGAGAUUASAUUAUGCACAGUUAUAUCUUUACGCUAUCAAUGUGUUCCAAUAGAAUCUGGCCAGCUGUUCUUCUUURCGUACRAUAAAAUGCCAUCCAGGUAACGUACGAAUGAAGGAACUUUGCACGAUGAGAAAGAAUAACGUGAAGAAAGAAAAGAGAGGACAUAUGGAAGGAAAGAAUUGGGAUGAAAAGAGCAACCUGAAGAAAAGAAUAGUAAAAAGAAAUUGUGGGAAAGAAGGGAAGGAAGUUAAAUGGAAAGAAAUAGGAAUCAAGAUAAGAAAUGUGAAGAAAAAAAACCGCUCCAAUGUAUCUGUCAUCAAGCAGUAUUCGGAUAGUUGAUGUGACUGAUAUCGUGUCGUUUUUAUGUCGACAUGUGAGUAGGGUAUAAACUCGUCUCGCCGGGUCACGAACCAAAGUCYUUUAAAUAGAGAACUGAUCUUCCUUACACGUGUAUAACGUUGACAAGAACGCUUUUCCAUCUUCUUUCAGAGAUCKGAAAGUAGACGURUGAGUUUYGGUAGGUUGUCUAUAUCUCGAAAUUGAAGCUGUAGUUCUGUAAAGCCAUUGACUGAAAGGCUCAAGACCAGCUCUCUACGAUCUUCAGUGCAUAACAACUUCAGAUAACUCGUUAAGGUGACGGAAGGUUUGGAGUAGCGUUUAAUGUGGGCCYACAAACAUUAUUCUGGGGAAGCCUUUCUUGGAUAGACUUGUACGCAUAGUUUAAUUUUUCAGAGCAAUUAUUUAUAAUAUCCAAUGGCCCACCAUCCAAUCAGAAGAACACUGCUAUUGGUUCUACUUAGCUACUUGUUAGCCAUUUCGUCUGUAAGCAGUAARCAAACUAUGACUUGCCAACCUAAUCAUUUCAUGUGCAAAAAUCUUCGUUGCAUCCCUAAUACCUGGCGAUGUGAUGGCGAUGAAGACUGCAAUGAUAAUGGAAAUGGUGAUGAUAGCGAUGAAGUCGGCUGCACUAUGCCUACCUGUGGUUCUGAUAAACCGUUCCUUUGUCCUGAAGAAAACAAUUGUAUUUCAUUAACUUGGUUAUGCGAUGGAAUCAAUGACUGCACAGAUGGAGCUGAUGAGAAACACUGUGAAAACCGAACAUGUUCUCCCAACGAGUUCCAGUGCGAUGAUGGUAAAUGCAUUCGAAAGGGUUGGGUUUGCGAUGGGGAUAAAGAUUGCACCGAUUUUAGCGAUGAAAAAACAGAACUUUGUGCCUCAACAACAUGCAGGGAAGACCAGUUUCGCUGUUCGUAUGGAGAAUGUAUUUCAAAAAAGUGGUUAUGCGAUGGUGCUGAAGAUUGUAAAAAUGGAAUGGAUGAGCAAAAUUGCGAAAACAUUCAAUGCUCCGUGGGAACAUUUCAGUGUGUAGCGGACAACGGUUUGUGUAUUCCACAGAACAAGGUGUGCGAUGGUAAAAACGACUGUUCCGAUGGCAGCGAUGAAAGUCAAUUAAUUUGCGUUAACACGAAUGUAUCGUGCAAAUCUAAUGAAUUUAUGUGCAAAAGUUUGCACUGCAUAUCGAAGUCAUGGCAAUGUGAUGGUGAAAUGGACUGCGAUGACGAAAGUGAUGAAUGGAAUUGCCCUAGUACCACUACCGAGGCCAUUCUAACAACAACAGAACACCAUACAACAACCAAGCCAUCACAAAUCCGGACAAYAAUUCAAACAACGCUGAAAGCAUCAACACCAAGAAAAAGAAGAACCCCUUUUAUAGCUUCGAUGGAAUCGAGAGAGAGACUAACUACAAGUUCAGCGGCUACUACAACCAAAGACCCGCAGCUAGCUGUUGAGAAUGUCACUCCUGUAACGUCUACAGAUUUACAUCGUAGCGCAACAUCACCAAAUGAAAGUCCAACAACAACACGAACAACCACAAGACAAAGGACAAUASCUAAAAAGUCAACAAUGUGGCCAAGUAAACCGAUCACAACAAGAUCAACAACAGCUAAAACAACACUACCAACCUCAAUAAGACGGCAGACAAYUUCAGAAAGGACAAUAAUGCAACCAACAACAAGAGCGCAGACAACAACAGAAAUGUCAACAACACAACCUACAACAACACAGUCGACAACAACAGAAAGGACAACAACAGAACCUACAACAAGACAGCAGACAACAACACAACCUACAACAAGACCGCAGACAACACAACCUACAACAACACAACCUACAACAAAACAGCAGGCAACAACACAACCUACAACAAAACAGCAGACAACAAGACAACCUACAACAAGACAACCUACAACAAUACAACCUACAACAACACAACCUACAACAAAACCGCAGACAACAGCAGAAAGCACAACAACUAGUCGACCAAUAGAGGAAUCAACGACAGCAACACAGCCGACAACAGCACGAUUGACAACAUCACGACACACGACAGUACGAAGAACAAGUAGGACAACACGACAGGCAACCAAACGAGCAACUCCAUCAACAACAGGGCGACCAAUAGUGGUACGACAUAUUACAUUACAAGCUACGAGACGAGAAGCAAUAACAAGGCACCCUUCACUGAAUCUAAGUACUCAUAAAAUCAUUGUACCAGGAACUCCUCCACCUCCACUUCCAUCAUCAUCGCAAACACYAGGAAGGUGUGGUGGUAUAUUGACGUCUAAUGUGGGAAUUAUUCAGUCACCCAAUUUUCCUGGCCGAUAUCCUAAUAAUGCACACUGUAAAUGGGUUAUUCAUUUGCCAAAAAUUUAUCACGUUGUUAAUAUCCAUAUCGAGACAUUAUUUYUAGAACAAGAUCAGCAUUGUGCAUAUGAUUAUCUAAUGUUCUUAGACAAGUUGUAUAAUCAAGUUGGCUGUCGAUUUUGUGGAUCAAUAAUGCGACCCAAGGUCAUUGAUAUCAAAGGUCAUGUGGUGAUUAUAGUCUUCCAUUCCGAUCAUUACAAUGGCAAACGAGGCUUUCGCCUUCGAUACAACGCAUUCUGGAAUCAUUAACUCACGACCUAUCCCGUGCCACACRWRGUCGUCUKAUGUUCACAAUGCUUCUUCAUCGAUAAUUGACAGCUGUCAAUCAAUUUUCCUCGUUGUAAGCAUUCGCGAUGCAUUUUGUGUUCUGUUGACUGAUUUUAAAAGUCAAUUACCAACAAUCACAAACGCGGUUCCAUGGAACUCCUUUUAUACAAUUUAUACAAAUCAUUUCGAAUUCGCUCGCGGUCUUUCCAAUAAACCGCCUUUAUAAAUAUUUUGUUUCAGUAAGCAUGCACAAGAGAAUUGUAAACGAGGCUCUGGAGAAUUAAAAGAAUACUUAAGGUUAUCCAAUUUUUUUUCAGAGCUUGGUGUGCAAUUUUGUUUCUACAUGGUUACUCAAACAAAUUAUCUCUGUGGUCUGUGGUUACUAGUCUCUGGUUUUAAUAAAUUUGUGUGAUAUUUUUCCCGUGCUUUUUCAAAGUAUAUUAUUAUAUUGCCGGUCAUAUAGGUAUAUUAUAUCAGAUAUAAUUCACUAUCCAUCCAUAUAUAGUUUUACUCAAACGUAUGUAGAAUAUCCUCAAUAGCAAAUAUUAAAGUUACUACCGAC